UCCCUGCAUUCUCACCAUAUUUCCCCCGAAUUUUCCUGGGCUCCUGCUGCCUCUCCCGUGUGCUGGGGGCAGGAGGCAGCAGCCAAGCUGAGGCCCAGCUCUCCCAUCAAGUUCCACAUCUCCAGCCGCACGGACAGCGGGGUGCACGCCCUGGCCAACGCCGCCCACCUGGACGUGCCCCCGCGCCCAGGAAAGGCAGAUUUCACUGGCCAGCAACUUGCCCAGGGGCUCAACCACCACCUCAGGCCUGAGCCCAUCCGCAUCCUCAGUGCCCAGCGAGUGCCCAGCACCUUCCACGCCCGGUUCUCUGCCCUGUCCAGGACCUACAUCUACCGCCUGCUGCUGGGCUGUGCCCACCACUCCCAAAUCCCCGUCUUCGAGCGGGACCUGUGCUGGGCCCCGCCUGGAGGGUGAGUCCAUCCCACCCCUGCUGGGGGAAUUUGGGGUUCUGGGCUGUGGGGGGGAAAAAA
Ficedula albicollis (Collared flycatcher) is the source of this 470-nucleotide messenger RNA. It is a transcript of the gene PUSL1, whose product is annotated as pseudouridylate synthase-like 1. The transcript has 2 exons. The record is from RefSeq and is a predicted model, not a curated record. The annotation marks the transcript as partial. NCBI's taxonomy places the organism in Eukaryota, Metazoa, Chordata, Aves, Passeriformes, Muscicapidae. Gene Ontology annotation, biological process: tRNA pseudouridine synthesis. Gene Ontology annotation, molecular function: pseudouridine synthase activity; RNA binding.